Messenger RNA from Schistocerca americana (American grasshopper), 1383 nucleotides. RefSeq lists its product as uncharacterized. NCBI's taxonomy places the organism in Eukaryota, Metazoa, Arthropoda, Insecta, Orthoptera, Acrididae. The coding region runs from base 215 to 1288 and encodes 357 amino acids. The record is from RefSeq and is a predicted model, not a curated record. The transcript has 6 exons.
GUCACACGCCGCAGCGUCCUAGUCGACGGCCUUCUCCUCAGCGGCUAUCCAGGUCUCAGCUGUUUGGAAGUCUCUAAGGUUGCGCCGGUGUGCAGAGGGUGUGCAGUUAUCUAAGAGGGAAACCACUAUUGUACAGUUAUCGGCUCAAGCUACGUUAUUUGCUCAUCGCCACUGAGAAACCUAAGUGAAUUUAGUUCAGAGCCAAGCUGAAGGAAUGUGUUGGAGGCCUUUUCUGAUUUUGCUGUUAAUCACAGUAGAUGUUAAAUCUGAGGAAAAAAGUGCAGAAGAAAAUGAAGCAGGAGGGGAGUUUUUAAGGAAUAUGAUACAACAAAUAAGAAAUGAGCAAGGAAAUCUCAAUUCUCAAAACAGUUACCCAAUAAGUCGUAUUGAAGAAGAUACAAAAGAGCUGCAGUAUUCUAAACCUAAACUCAAAGAGACUGGGCUGAAAAUAAUGGGACCAACUCCUCUACCAGAUACGGAUAACACAGAUGGACUGGCAUAUGGAUUACAUUCAAAUACUAACAACCAGCAUGGAAUAUUUAGCUCUGUUGGAAUACCUGCACCACCUCUCUCAAAAGAGGAGCUUUCAGCACUCUAUCAAGCAGCCAUUAAGAAAGGUGCUACCCUUGACCUGUCUGGCUUGACAGAUAUUGUAGCCAAGAAUCCUCAAGUUUCAUCAGGCCUUCAGGACCUCAGUAAAUUGCUACAAAACUAUGGUCCUGCAAGUACAAGUGGGGUCAUACCAGGAUAUUAUUAUUAUUUUUAUCCAAUCAAAGGUCUUGUGAAACAAGAAGAUUCAAACAAACAAAAUGAGGCCAGUGGGAUGAAGAAUGACAUGUCAACAUCACAGAGUAUGACUGAUAUGGCUCACAUGGAUGCCUCAGAAAUGUCAGAUUCACAGAAGAAUGUUGAACCUUUGUUCAUGGCAAUUGCUGGAUUUAUUGGGAUGGCAGUGAUGUACAUAGUUUCAGUACUGUUUCUACCAAAAUUUGGUUCUCUAAGAUCACGUGAAAUUGUUGCUCUGAAAAGUGCACCUGAUGAUCUUUCUGGCUUAACAAAAGUUGUUUUUGAAGCUUUAGACGGCAAGGACUGCAGUGAGAGGAUAAUAUGUGAAAUAGGCCAGACCAUCCGAAGAAUGCAACUGGACAGGAAAUCGAUAAGGGUUAUGGAGCUACUUCUUCCUCCAGGCCCUGCUAAACAAUUACAAAAAAUCCGGCAGGCAGCAUCUAAGAGAGAAAAGUGUGCAUUCGUGCAAUGCAGGUUGAAAGCCAGCAAGAAAACGCGAUAACAACUUUUUUUGGUUAUUUAUAGGCAUUAAAAUUCUAUUUAUUUCAUACACCAUUCAUCAUAUAUUAUACCAAACAUUCUAUGUAUAUAUGUAAA